UAUGAAAUCACAUGUGUCCUUCAAAACUCAAUCCGAAAAAAACUGAACCUACUCGACAAGAACAAAAGGACGAUUGCCGAGGCAUAUCCAAUCAAACAUCCCCCGUCUCGAUGCCGGAUCAAGCGCACAUCCUCCCAGCUGCUCGUGUUUCCAGACUAUUAUCCUAAUUUGCCGGUUAUCCAGCGGCGCACGUCUCCAUCCCUACACCCCUCUGUUGCCGUUACUACAGCGCGGGGAACAAGGAUAGGACUAGCACCAUCAGGAGAGCGAGAGAAAGUAGGAAGAAUCAGGCAACAGGAUCCAGAGCGAGAGUCUCUCAGUUCAACUUUGCCAGAGUGCCUGAAAGGAAGGAUCAGUUCGUGGGGUAUUGGGUCCGGUGUACAGAGUCGAAAGUCGUAGUCGCGCUACAAAUCCUUUACUAUCCACCAUGCUCGAAUACGGCAUAGUACCGGAAUCCCUCUACGAAUCUGUGAUCGACCACCUGCGGGUGAACUUCCCCGACGAGCCCCUCAAUGCCUCGGUGGGACUGUGCGUCCACGGCAAGCCGUGUCCUCUAUUGGAAGCGCACGACCUCAAGACAAUGCAGGACGGGAUGUCCGUGAUGGCCAUGGACAAGAAGAGCGGAAAGAUUGCCGGUGUAGCAUUGAAUGGAAUAUCUAAAAGAGGAGAAUGCGAAAAAGCUGUAGAAGAAAUCAGAUCCGUGGACAACGUGCAAUAUCGAAGAAUAUUCGGCCUACUGAACGAUGUGAACCUCGAACUGGACCUCUUCUCCAAAUACGACGUGGAUAGGAUCUUCGAGAUCAGAAUUCUGUCAGUUGACGCAGGAUUUAGGGGCAAAGGAAUUGCCAAGGAACUGUUCGCUCAGAGUGAGACAGUGGCCAAACAGAAUGGAUUCAAAAUCAUGAAAACUGAUGCUACCAGUUUAUUCACGCAAAAAGUUGCAGAAAGUCAAGGCUUCCACGUGGAAAAAUCUAUAAAUUACCACGACUACAAGGACGAAAAUGGCCGUAGGAUCUACGACACCCAACCGCCUCAUUUACAUUACAAAGUCAUGGCCAAACUGAUCUAAAGUGAUAAUUCCAAGCCUCUGCAAGAAGAAACAUGGACGAAUGGAUUUUGUUUGUAUUCUUUUCUGACAAUAAUCGUUCAGACAGAGGGUCGAUGUUGUUACUUGAUUAGUCAGUGGCGUAUCAAAGCUAUUAAAACGAAUUAAUUUAAAAAUAUUGACUCACAACACCAUAGUAGUUGAUUCACAGUUACCCAUCUUAUCUUGGUUGCGUCACCAUGUAUAAAUAAUUUAUCGAAAGUUCCUAUAAGUUAAGUAACGCCACUGACAAACUAGAAAAAUGUUAAUACUGCCACUGCCAUGCAGAAUUACACAUUUAAUAAAUAAAUCUAAAUAUCUUCAAAAAAUAAGUUCAAUUAUAAUGAAUUUAUUAUUGAUUUGUUACAAAAAAAGACAAAUAUUAACUUAAUAUUUAUUGUUAUAUAGGGUGGUUCUUUAACUUGAAAUACAUUUAGUAAAUCAAAGAUAUUUUUUUUUAUCCUAAAUAUGUUCGGAUACGUUGCUAUUUCAAAUGUAAGAAAAUGUUAUACGUGUCCCAAAUAACUAAAAUAAUAAAAAUAAAAUUGCAAAUAUUCGUUUUUCCGGAAACCUUAAGUAGUAUUGUAUUCUGAAUUUUUAAACUUUUAAGUUGGUAUUUUGACACAGCAAGGGUGACAUUAAAAUUCUCGUCGACAUGUCCGAGCAUAUUUUGAAAAAAACGUAUAUUUUAUUUACGGAAUUUAUUCUGAGUUACAGAAUCACCCUGUAUGUGUACUAAUAAGAAAAAUUAUAAAACUAUUGAGAUAUUUUUGGAAUAUCUAAUCUGUUUUUCGACUAUAGUUACUAAAAAGUUACUAUACUAAAAAGGACCAUUUAUUGGGUAGGCCUCAUAAUAUAUCAAUACCAAAUUCUUUAAACCUAGUUUAAAAAAAAUAUUUAAAUACAUAUAUAAAAAGGACUAUUUUGCACAUAGUCUUUUUUCAAAUAUAUUCUUUGUUAUAUGCCAAUGCGGUUGCAACUUAAUUGAAUUUUUAUGUACCUAUAAAGAACGAUAUUGAUGAUAUGGGGCUUACACUUUUAGUGUUAUUAUUGGAGGAAAAUAAACUCCCUUUUAUUGUAGAAAUAAAUGUUAUUCUAGUUUUUAGAGGCAAUCUUUUUAGGGUAUACAUUUUUAUAUCAGAACUUUAUAAUAAAUACUU
Molecule: messenger RNA, 2244 nt
Organism: Sitophilus oryzae (rice weevil)
Lineage: Eukaryota; Metazoa; Arthropoda; Insecta; Coleoptera; Curculionidae
Gene: AANATL7
Product: dopamine N-acetyltransferase
Exons: 4
Coding region: 428-1069 (213 amino acids)
Molecular function (GO): N-acetyltransferase activity
Source: RefSeq, a predicted model, not a curated record